Molecule: messenger RNA, 828 nt
Organism: Girardinichthys multiradiatus
Lineage: Eukaryota; Metazoa; Chordata; Actinopteri; Cyprinodontiformes; Goodeidae
Exons: 2
Coding region: 116-592 (158 amino acids)
Source: RefSeq, a predicted model, not a curated record
AGUUCUUUUUGGAGGCAACAAUAGUCUUUGUUCAAGAUCUUCCACCAUUCUUAUUAGGGUUACCAAAAGGAGGAGGAGGGAGGUGCAAGGAGAAGGGUGUUUCUCCAUAGUAACAAUGACAAAACAAGCCAUUUUACCACCAGGAAGGCAAAGGGAGAGACCCACACAAACUCCAGCAGGAGCGCUGAGGAAGAGGAGCAGAUUUUACUUUGUUAGAGAAAGUGUACUGGGAGGUACCAAGCCAAGCAUGGACCGGGACAGUCACAGUGAGGACACGUUGUCCACCUUGGUUCUGGAGAACGUCAAGAACAAACUGAUUCAUGCCUUCAGGGUGACCACAGAGCCCAGAGAUCUGCAGGAGUCUGCCUGCAGCUCCAAGUCGAUCAGCAUCGGGAGGAGUCACCAGGCGAAUGAGGAGCUGAGGCGGGCGAAGAUAGAUGGAGCUAUAACCUGGCUGAGAUCCGAACUGCUGGAAAUGCGAACUCAGGACCUCCAGCUGGCUCAGACGCUGCUGGGGCUCAACACAGAGAUCCAAAGACUGAGGAGGGAGAGUUUUGGGGGGUUGGAAGUGCAAGGGGACGAUCAGCAGUGAGCGGACCCCACAAGGCUGCUUCUUAUCUGGGAAGGACUUAAAACUGACAAAGGGAUUACAUGGAGCAAGUAGACGCUGGUAGCCUUGCUGCAUGGACAGUAACAUGGUAAAAUAAAACACCUAAAAAUGUUUUGCACUUUGCAGCGUUGUUCUGAAGAGAGCUGUCUAGAUUCUGGAAAGCAUAUAACAAAGUUUAAUGAAUGUAAGGUUGAGGAACAAUAAAUAAUUGUCCAGCA